ACAUAAAGUUUGUAGGUGAGAAAACCUCUCUUCAAAAUCAACAAAGGCUGCUUCACCAAUCACUUUCUUCGCAAUUUGUUGGCUGGUGAAGGCAUUGAAAAUGGUGGAUUGAUGUUGCAGGGACGUGUAACAAUGUUGAGUUAACAUAGACUUUGGGGGAGAGAACCUCUCUUCAAAAUCAACAAAGGCUGCUUCCCCAUUCACUUUCUUGGCAAUUUGUUAGUCGGUCAAGGCAUUUGAAAAUGGCUUGCAUGUACAAGCAAUCAAUUAAGCAACAACCGACGACAAAGUCUUGAUCAUUUUGGUACAUAUCAAUGAGGUUACUGGGACCAACAACCAAGUCAGAGUUCUCCUAUAUCAUGUUGAACCAAAGCCUCAACUCUUACCGGAAUACUUAACCAUGGUUCUCAAAGCUUUACUCUUUCUUUCUUCGCACCUUGAAGUGCUGUUGAUUCUGUCAUUCGCGGCUUCUUCUUUUGCUGUACCCUCCUCAAAUGUCACUGAUGAACAAGCUCUUGUUGCUUUCAGUUCUGCAAUAACAUAUGAUCCAACCAACACAAUCAUGGGUCGUAACUGGACUAGUGGAGCCAACUUCUGUAACUGGGUUGGGGUCACUUGUAGCAAACGAAGGCAAAGAGUCACGGCUCUGAAUUUUUCUAAUAUGGGACUUGAAGGUACAAUAUCUCCUUAUGUUGGAAACCUAUCUUUCCUUGUUUCUCUUAUUCUUUCUAAGAACAGUUUUCAUGGUCACAUACCAUCUGAGCUGGGUCAUUUGCAUAGGCUCAAAAAACUUGUAUUACAAACAAACCGAUUGGAAGGAUCGAUUCCUCCAAGUUUACAAAACUGCUUUAAGCUUGAAGGUGUUGGUCUAUCAACAAACAUGUUUAGUGGUGGCAUACCAGAGGAGUUGGGUACUUUGAAAAACCUUCGUAUCCUCUAUCUAGCUGCAAACAAUCUUAAUGGCACCAUCCCAAUUUCCAUUGGAAAUAUGUCCUCGUUAGAGUCCUUUUCACUGAUGGAUAACAGAUUUACAGGUUCAUUUCCAUCGUUCAUGUUUAACAUCUCCUCUAUUGAAUCUCUUUUUCUCGAAAACAAUAGCUUCUCUGGCCAUCUUCCAAUUGAUAUUUGUUUCCACUGGCAUAGACUUGAGGAACUACACUUUUCUGGCAACCAAUUUAUAGGCCCAAUUCCAUCUACUUUAGGCCAUUGCACAGGAUUAACAACAUUGGAUCUGUCCUUCAACAAAUUGAAUGGAAGUGUGCCAACCGAACUCGGGACUCUACAGAAGCUCGAUUUGCUUUCUCUGAGAAGAAAUGACUUGAGUGGUACAAUUCCAACUUCUUUGGGAAACAUUUCGAGCCUAGCGAGGUUUUCAUUGGCUAGAAACAACAUUCAUGGAGGUAUUCCUGACGAGUUUAGGAAAUUGACAAGUUUGGAUAUUCUGGAUUUGCAGAACAAUCACCUCACUGGGCCGAUACCUCACUCAAUCUUCAAUAUUUCCUCUCUUAGAGUUAUUGCGAUUGCGAACAAUAGCAUCUCGGGAGUUCUUCCGGCUAACACAGGGCUUUGGCUUCCGAAUCUUGAAGAGAUGUAUUUUGGGUCCAAUCGAAUUGGUGGAAGCAUCCCUGCUUAUUUAUCAAACUCAUCGAAACUGUCUGUACUGGACAUAACCCUUAAUUUGUUCACUGGACUAAUACCUUCAAGUCUAGGAAGUUUACCUCUUCUUCGCAUGCUCUAUUUACAAAACAAUAGACUAACUAGAGACCCUAGAUUCGAGGAGCUGAGAUUUCUCACUGCACUGACAAAUUGCCGGUCCCUUAAGUUGCUGAACAUACAACAUAAUCGUCUUGGUGGUGCCCUACCAUAUUCCAUUGGCAAUUUUUCAGAUUCUCUAGAAAUGUUUGUUGCUGCCGGAAACCAGAUAAAUGGUCCAAUUCCAGAAUCGGUCGGUUCAUUAAGAAACUUGAAUACAUUGGUGUUAGGAGAUAACAACCUCAAUGGAACUAUUCCACCAACUAUUGGCGAUUUGCGAAAUUUACAAAGGUUGUUUCUCCGUAACAAUCAGAUUGGAGGUUCUAUCCCUAAAGAAAUUUGUAAUCUAAGAAAUCUGGGAGAAUUGUCCCUCCAAGAUAAUAGGCUCACUGGACCUAUUCCACAAUGCAUUGGUUCACUUGAUCAUCUUCAAAUGCUAAAUCUCAACAAUAACUCAUUGACCUCAUCAAUUCCUACAAGUUUGUUGACCCUUGGAAGUCUCAUUUUCAUGGAUUUAUCAAACAACUCUUUAGGUGGGAACCUAUCUUCGGAAAUGAAAAUGUCAAGAGUUAUGGAAGAAAUGGAUAUUUCUCGGAACCAAAUCACAGGUAAAAUCCCCACUAUUCUCGGGGCCUUCGAAAGCUUACGUUUGCUUGAUCUAUCAAAGAACUCAUUGCAUGAGACUAUUCCUGAGUCAUUUGGUGACCUACAGUCAUUGGAGUUCUUGGAUCUUUCUUACAAUAAUUUAUCUGGCCUUAUUCCCAAGUCGCUCGAGUUACUCAAUGAUCUCAAACAUUUGAAUCUAUCUUUCAACGACUUAUCAGGAGAGAUCCCAAGUGAAGGAGCUUUUGCUAACUUUACGGCAGAAUCUUUUCUGGAAAAUAAGGAGCUUUGUGGGGAAGUAUUACGAAAACCUUGCUAUCGUCAAAAUUCCAACACGAAACAAAUCAUGCUUAAGUACAUUGUUCCAAUUGUUGUAGCUUUGCUGAUCUUUAUUUGUCUUCUUUGCAUACUGAGAGCAUACAAACACAAGAACAAGAAGAGUACUCCAAGUUCUCUGGAUUCGGGACAAAUACCUGAGCAUAAAAUGAUUACAUAUCAUGAACUUCGUCACGCUACAAAUGACUUCUCUGAAGCCAAUAUGCUUGGAAUUGGGAGUUAUGGUUCGGUCUACAUGGGAACGAUUUCUGAUGGUACAGUUGUUGCUAUAAAGGUUCUGAAUCCAAAAGCAGAGGGUGCAUUCAAAAGUUUUGACGCGGAGUGCAAAGUGUUGCGGACAACCAGACAUAGGAAUCUUGUUAAGAUCAUAACUUCUUGCUCAAAUCCUGACUUUAGAGCUUUAAUUAUGGAGUAUAUGUCAAAUGGAAGCCUUGAGAAGUGGUUGUAUUCUGAAAACCACAACUUGAAUCUCUUUCAACGGAUCAACAUUAUGAUUGAUGUGGCAACAGCUUUAGAUUAUCUCCAUUAUGGUCAGUCUGAGCCAGUCGUACACUGUGAUCUAAAGCCCAGCAAUAUCUUGCUAGAUGAAGAUAUGGUCGCCCAUGUUGGUGACUUUGGCAUUGCGAAAAUCCUUGAAAAAGUUGAAGAUGCAGUGCAUACCAGGACGUUAGGCACUAUUGGCUAUGUUGCACCUGAGUAUGGCUCCGAGGGACGUGUUUCUAUUAAGGGCGACAUGUACAGCUAUGGGAUAAUGAUGUUGGAAAUAAUUACUGGGAAGAAACCCACAGAUGAAAUGUUUAGCGGAGAAGUGAGCUUGAGACAAUGGGUUAGCACAUCAUUUCCUAAUGCGUCACUGGAUGUCGUUGAUUGUGUUUUAAAGCCAAAUGAAAACAACACCAGAGAUAUUGAGAUGGUACAAGGUCUUCUUUUUUGCCUCUUGGAAAUGGGUCUCGAAUGUUCGAGAGAAAUACCAGAGGAAAGGAUGGAUGUGAAGAACGUAGUUGCCAAGCUGACUCAGAUGAAGCUGAAAAUUCAACACAGCCGAAGAUAUCGUUCUAUGUGAUCAGUUUAAAUGUUUGUUGUGUUUGACUUAAUCGACUAUUCUUGUGGGUUAUCCUGCCAUGCAUUUAGUUUUAUGUUAUUAUUAUGUGCUUGUGGUUGUGGUUGUGCCAAGUAUGUCUGUCCUACAACUUUGUUUUUGUUACCGUGUAUUAUGGCUUGUAUGUUAGCUGUUGGCUUUGUAAGAGAAUUUCAGUUGAAUAUCAGAUCUUCACUCUGUCACUACCACUUGUGGUGUCCCCUUCCCUAAUUACCCUGACUGUCAGAUUUAGUUAUAUUAUAUAUGAGUGUAUAUGUAUAUGUCUGUGAUUGUCAUGAUAAAUUAGCAUA
Molecule: messenger RNA, 4080 nt
Organism: Tripterygium wilfordii
Lineage: Eukaryota; Viridiplantae; Streptophyta; Magnoliopsida; Celastrales; Celastraceae
Product: probable LRR receptor-like serine/threonine-protein kinase At3g47570
Exons: 2
Coding region: 401-3754 (1117 amino acids)
Biological process (GO): protein phosphorylation; hormone-mediated signaling pathway
Cellular component (GO): plasma membrane
Molecular function (GO): ATP binding; receptor serine/threonine kinase binding; protein kinase activity
Source: RefSeq, a predicted model, not a curated record